CCGCAUUUUCACCAGGCACGUUGGUCGGACCACCCUGCGGCCGCACCGAUGACCGGCCCUGUGUUGCCGGUGGCGGUAGCGUCGACCGCCGACACCGUGCACCAGCCAUCGAUUUCGCAAGGCUCGCCGAUCUUGUCGGCCACACCUGCGCCGCCCGCCCUUGUCACGACCGGCAAGUUUUCGAGGUUCCAGUACAUCCUGUCGUUUGCUGGGAUUUUGUACAUGGCGGGGGCUCUCGUGAGUUCGUGUUGGUAUGCGAUUUUCCUGGGUCCGAGCAUGACAACGGACUUUUGGUGGCGCGGGUUCAACUCGUCCGUCCAUGCUUUUCUGCUCCAUGCGAUGGACACGUUGCACAAAGUCGACUCGGUUGUCCCACCGACCAUCGAUUUGACAUCGAAUUUGUUUGUGAUGGACGAAAUGGCCCCGAUCACACCACCCAGCAGCCCCACGUACGUCCGCAGUCUUGUGUUUGGGACUGCGCUGGCGCCGGAUGAAGCCAUCGUGGUCUGCCGACGCACGGAUGAGUGGACUCUCUUCUGGGUCAUCACCCAGUACUGUUGGCUCGACUUUAACCAGACGUGGUCCGUGGCGCAUACAGCCAAGCGCGAACGACGGUGCAUCGCGUCAUACGCGCAGAACGCUGCCAUGUACGUCGAGUCGAUCUUGCGCAACACAGACAUGGACCAGGUCAUGGUGGCAUUUGGUGCAGACGGCGGCGAGUUUGACGUGGGGCUGCACCGGUUCCUGCGCCAGUCGUUGAAAGGCCGCCAGUUUGUAGAGUCCGUGUCUCGGCGCCCAUUUCUAUCUCCUGUCGACGAGGCAGCGUACUGGUCGUCGUUCAACGUAACGAUGUGGCGGCCGCAGUACCAAAACUUACGGCAGCAUGGGAUUCAAGAGUACACGUGGCUCGCGCCGACGCUCGGUGGAGUGUACGACUUGGACGUGAUGGUGCUGCCGUAUCUGCCUCGACAAGUUUUGUGGACGACCGGCAACAUGUGCUGCGGGUUCUACUGCGACUUGUGGUAUGCACAGAGCAUCAAUGCGAGCCUCGUCCGGGGGGACACACAGUUUUGGGGCGCCGUGGCCGACAUCGAGCUGCUCCUUCUCGGACGAGACAGGUUCAACCCCACGCAAGACGCCAUUCGCCGCGGAAUCGGACCGCUCAACUCGAUCGAUCUGUACCUGGUGCCCGUGCCAACGGCCCUGAAAGCGCUGUACUUGGACUUUCGCGUGCUCAUGAACACUGCUCGCCUCGAAAACGUCGACAACUUUGCAUCCGACUUUGACUUUGUCCAGCCCAUCCAUCUAUUUCCCACCGUGUCGGCAUGGUCUAGACUGGGCAACGUCCAGUUUGUCGGGGGCAGCCCGCUGUGCAACGUCGACUCGACGCCGACUGCGUUUUUGCAACGGGAAUGGGGCUACGAUGACGGCUGCGACAGCACCCGGCGACUAGCGGUAACGUUAAAAGGCCCGCACUUGCUCUUUGCCCUCGUCAUGGCGACCGCUCAAAUGCGUGCGGGUGGGUCUGCCGUCGUUGUCCGGGACUGGAUCGACCGUUUAUGUCGGUACGUUCAAGAUGCCGCCGAGGACCAUUCGUGCGCGGCCUCUCUCAUCCAUGCAUUCCAUGCUUUUCAAAAGUUUACCAUCCACAUGCUACCUCGCGCGUCGCGGGUCUUUCACAUGUACCAAGACGUUUUGGCCGAGAUGGAACCCCCGCUUGAGCUUGUCCAGAUGGUCGCGCCGGCGAACACGGCGCCGUUCAUGUUGCGCCAUGCGCUGCUCGACCCGACGGACCCCACUUUUAGUAUCGUAGGGUGGGGUUACAUUCUCGACUGGGUCGAAGGGAAUCGAGAAGUCGUGUCGUUUGCCGGGGACGCCGACACCAUGCACCUCGUCUCGUACCAGUACGAUGCCGUCGACAGCACGGCCCUCAACUCGAACGCGUUGCCUCGCAGCAUUGCGUCGUUGUUUUCGUUUGGCGUGUGGUAUGUUUCGUGGGUAUUCGGAGCCGCCGCGUUCUGCAUGGUUGGCGUCGCGGCGUUCUACAGCUUUCAAAUCUCGGGCAGCAACAUGCUGUAUUUCCACCGUGUGGCAGGUCCGAUUUGGAUCGGCCGCCCGCUGCUCUUUCUUCGGGGCCUCACGGCAGUCAUUCUCCUGAGCUCGUCGUCCCUCGACAUGGUUCAAGAGCAUGGCUUGCGCACGCUCGUGAAUCGGCCUCGCACGUGGAUCGAAACAGCAGUCGUGGCCGCCGAGUCGACGUGGGUCACGUAUGUGCUGCUGGAUGUGUCGUUGGUCGCGACCAAGUCGUGCGCCGCGAUUUGCGCCCCAUUGAGUAGCUUUAUCAUGUUUGUCCUGGCCAUGGUCGUCGACAUUUUGUUUCCGCUGCGCGCGACCAUCUUUACCGGCCGCAAGUGCGUCGCGCUGUCGUUUGACUCGUCUCUCUUGUGCACUACCAACACGAUCCACAGCGGAAGCACAUUACGGGCGCUACUCCUCCUCGGCGCGAAUGCCGCCGUGUGUCUGGCUGUGUAUGUCGUCGUCUGCUUCACCCGGCACGUCCUGGGGAAACCCGUUGCACCCCAUCGUGAAACCUUUCUUCUGUACCCCGAGUCAUCCAUGGUGUUUUUUCAGCAGCUCGAGGCCCGGUCCCCGACGUCCGAAUGGUGGAUCGAUGCCGCGUCCAACGUGAUGUGCGGGAUGAUCCUCAUUACGUUUCGAGACGUCAACUACGUGCUCGACGUAAAGUCGUGGAAUCUCAUGAGUUUGCCCCCGAAAAAGUUCAAGAAGCGCGGGUCGGUGUCGACGUUCGUCGCGCCGAUCCUGUCCAAAGCGCAAUCGGAGGACGUCGCCGCCCCGUUGGCAGUACGGCGGCCCGACUUGACGGCGUCGCCCACCGUCGGCGACCUUGUCGUGCCGCGCCACCCGUCGUGGCGGUCGUCCGUCUCGCUCGUCGUCGGGUUUGCGUACAUCGUGUGCACGUUGAGCAGUAGUGUCACGUACCUCACCGUUCUUGAAGGGAAAAUGUCCAACGAUUUCUGGUGGCAAGGCUUCAACUCGACCGGCGGCCAUCGCUUUCUCGCAUCGCUUUUCACGUGGCAGUACCAACCCGGCAGCAUCGACUUGACACGCUUUGCUCUCUACGACGUGUUUAACACAACCCACGACGCGGUCGAGUUUGCGCUGCCCCCGACCAUGAACAUUCCAAGCACGGAUCUCGACCAGCGCCACGUCGCGAUCGAAGGGCUACGGUCCAUGGACGGCUGUUUGGCCCCGUGGCUCGCGACGCAAUACUGUUGGGUCGACUUCCACAGGACAUGGGACCUGGCGAAUUCACCACGACGACAGACCCGGUGUUUAGCCCGUGCGACCAACAACGCGGCCGUGUACUUGGAGUCGGUGCUGCGAAACAUCGACUUGACCGCGUUUGAUGCGUGCUGGGGGGAUGCAUUCGAGGUGGCUGUUGGCAACGAAUUGCGCAAAACCAGACGUGGUCAAUCGUGGCUCCUGCAAACGUGGUCAGCGCCACGACACACGAGCGCGGUGUGGUCCGAGGUGGCGCUGUGGGACGCCAUGCUCCUGACACAGUUCGACGUGCUGUGGCAAAACUACUACAUCACGGGGGUCCACAACACACUGGCCGUGCAAAACUCGUUCGGGUUCCAGUACACACUCACGAUGAAGCGAAGUGACCCGUUGUGGCGCUUGGCAAAGCAGACAACUUUCAAAAUGUACUGGACGUGGGCCAGCGACUUGUGGGCCAUGGCAUCCAACACGUCGUCGUUGCUGGCCAACCACGGACGAUCGCUCGUUCGGACCAGUGCCGACUUUGCCUUUCGCAACGUGACCAUGCAGCAGAUUCUCCAGGAGAACGGGACGUUGCCGUCGCCGCUCGGGUGGACGUCCGCUCUGGUGGAGCAACGACUGGGCCCGUAUGGCUCCGUGGAUGUCCGGCACUUGCCGGUCCCGGCGGAAAUCGCGAGCGCUGUCCACACGUUUGAGUUGUACUUGAACACGCUCUUGUUCUCGUCCGAGAACGCCACGAUGCGGUACAAAGAUUUGGCGGAUGGCGUGUAUAUGAAUUCGGUGCCGCUCGAAUGGCGUCGAUACACGUUUCUCGGCGGCAGCCCGCUCUGUUUUACCAUGUCGACGGACCCAGGGUUCUUGUGUCCGUUUGCCGGCAUCCUCUCGCCGUGCCAGAGCAACUCUAUCCAAGAAGCGUACCACAUGAACCGAAACGAAGGGCUUCUUGCGUCGCUCAUGACGCGGGUGCAGAGCUCCAGCGACAACGCUUCCGUCUGUGCGUUUCCGACCCAGUCGGCAGCGUGUGUGUCGAUUCUGGACUCGUUUCCGUCGUUUGUCCGUACGUAUCUUGUGAACGCUCGGCACUUGUUUGGCGACCCGGACAAGCUCUUGGCCGCGGCCACAGCUCUCAACGUGAGUUUGUUUCAGUACGUUCGCGACUCCACCACGGGAACGUACGACAUCGCGACGGCCAACGUGUUUGUUGCGGGUCCUUUUUCAUUUUUCAGCUGGCAUUACUUGUACCAUUGGACCAAAGGACUUCGCGAAGUGCUCGUGUUCGAAGGCGACGGGUCGACUAUCUCGGUGCUGUCCGACUACCGCCGGCUGUCGCAGUACUCGGUCAAUCCGGCCGAAAUCCCGCGGUCGCUGUCGCUGUACUUCACCGUGGCGAUUCAGUAUGUUACGUUUGGGUUGCUCAGCAUUGCUAGCGUCGCCGUGUUGUAUGUUGUGAGCCACUGCGGCCGCGUCGAGGCGUGGAACCUAUUGAAACUCAACCGAGUUGGAGGCAUCGUCUGGAUCGGUCGCCCCAUGCUGAUCAUUCGCGCCGUCUCGGCCAUUUGUUUGCUCAGCACUUGCCAACUGACCCUCGUGCAAAACCACGACGGACACCUGACCAAGUUUGAAUCGAUUUCACCGAGUUUUGUGGACACGUUGCAGACGAUCCUUGUCUCGGGCGAGGUGUGCUGGCUCACGUACAUACUCAACGACGUCUUGUCCAUCGUGACCAAGGGGUACACGCGCCAUUAUGUCACGAUGAGCUCCAUCGCGCACUGGUUCGCGACCGCGCUGUUGCAGCUCACCGUGCCGCUUACGGUCAAGACGUCGCUGUCCCGCCAAUGCACAUGGCGCAACUUGGACGUGCUGUGCACAACUGGCGUGAUUGAAAUUGGGAGCUGCAUUCGAUUUUAUACCCUCGUCGGCCUUUCCGUCCUGUCGAUCGUCGGGUCGUUGGCGAUUCAGCGGGUACGUCACCCCCACGUCGCCGCGCCAAAGUUGCCGUCGCUGUUUUUGUACUCCCUCGGCGGGUUUACCUUUUCGUUUGACGAGUGGACAGUGGACAAAGUCGUGUACCUGGACAAAGCCAGCGCAUUUCUCAAUGGAUUAGUCGUUGUGGGAUUUGGGCCACGGCUCUACUUGCUCGAUGUGAAAACGUGGCGGUCGUACGCUAUCCCAAAACCAGACCCUCGGGACGUGAAAUGGGACCCCCGACUCGUCGACUGCGUUCCGCUUGUCCCUCAAGACUAACGGUCUUGGUACGCAUUCGCUGCAGCAAUUCCGCCAAAUUUCCGUUCUUGCGUGUCCGCGCCGCACGCUUCCAUUACGCCCCACGGCAGUCGCCGCGCUUUUUACAGCCAUUCUGGUGUACGUGUCGGUCCCAGCGACAUGCGAUAACAGUGUAAUCCCAUCGUGGUGAACAUGAACAAGUCUUUCAAACGAGUUGACGUGCACAGGUCCGGGACCAUUUUUCAUCUCCCCCUUGCCGCACGCGAUUUGAAUUCGCC
This is a messenger RNA of Aphanomyces invadans, 5804 nucleotides long. RefSeq lists its product as hypothetical. NCBI's taxonomy places the organism in Eukaryota, Oomycota, Saprolegniomycetes, Saprolegniales, Verrucalvaceae. Bases 49 to 5547 code for a protein of 1832 amino acids. The transcript is spliced from 2 exons. The record is from RefSeq and is a predicted model, not a curated record.